Messenger RNA from Nicotiana tabacum (common tobacco), 2459 nucleotides. The record is from RefSeq and is a predicted model, not a curated record. NCBI's taxonomy places the organism in Eukaryota, Viridiplantae, Streptophyta, Magnoliopsida, Solanales, Solanaceae.
GAUAAAAAAAUAUUUCAUUAUUUCAACUUCAACUUGAAAUAUAAUUUAUAAAUCAAUGUUUGCUUUACCAUUUGAUCCAUUAUUUCAGCUUCAACUUGAAAUGGAGAAUUUGAAGUUGAAAAACUGGUUUGAGGAGUAUUUUAAGUGAAAUAAUGGUUUUUAAUCACAAAACUUUAAUUUUUUUCCAAGUGAAAUUUAAGUCAGACACAACUUCAACUUCCAAAUACUCUUUUUCAACUUCAACUUCAAAUACACUCUUUUUUUUCAACUUCAACCAAAUUUUGUCCAGAUGCCUACUAGUAUUAAAAUCUUCAAAGAAGAUGCUCAUAGAUUUGGAUUAACUUGGUAAGAUGCUGAGUGAUUUUGCCGCUACAAGAUGACAAGUUAAUUUGCAAAAUUAACUUGGUAAGAUGCUCAGUGAUUUUGCCUCUAGAAGAUGACAAAUAAGAUUUUUUUUUUGACAAUUCAGUUCCUUAUCAUUUCUGCUCGAGAUUCACAAAACAAUAGAAAUCUUAAAUUUAAUGUGUUCUAUAGUUCUACUUCUUUCCUUCCAAGUGCUUCGGUAUCUAUUCACCCUAGAAUAGGGUCGUAUCCCUGCAUUUUGUCAUUUCAUGUUUCUUGAGGUGCACUUGUUCAAAAAGAAAGUUAUGUAGGGUCCCCAAGGGGAUGGCCUGAUGGUUGAAGCAUGGGAUUAAUUACCCGGACAUUUUAGGUUCCAACACCAGCUAUAUCACUUGGUUUGAGCCCAUCUGCUUCAGCCUUGAUGGAUGUAUCUUGGGAAACCUAUGCUUAUGGACUGGACAAGUUGCCCUGUAGAUUAGUUGAGGUGCUCUCAAGCUAGCCCGUGCACUGCUAAUUUUAAAAAGAAAAAACAGAACAAGCAUGAUAACUUUGAUGUUGCUGCUAUUUUCUUUGUUGCCUCAAGAAUCCAUCUCAUAAUGACAUGUCCAGCCUCCACAAAACAGAUGAAAAAGAAAGAGUUAAAGAGGCUAACCUAUGCCUCCUCCAUUCCCUCCGCCUAUGUCAGGAAGGAGUUUAAGAGACCAACUUAAAAUCUUUUUCAAGAAGAAACGAGAAGCAGGAUGUCCUUCAUUUUUUUGGUACUUCGCCUUUCUGGCAGUUCAGGUGCCCUGCUUCCUUCUUUGGAUUACAACUAUUAGAAGAAUGUCACUGGAUCAUCACGAAGGCUUUGAUUGUGGGGGCAUUCUUUGGUUCCAGAACUUGACUGAGUUCCCUAGUGGUGUUUUAGGGCCAGUCAUUCCUUUACUGAUUGCUGGCUUGCAUUAUGUCAAUGUUCAGGUAUCCUUUCAGAAAUCUUCAGUUGGAAAUAUGAGUGGAUUCCUGGGAUUAUUAGCCAAGUACUACAAGAAGUACUUGGAAGUCCUGACAUUACCCUUAUUGUUUAUUACAUUCAAUAUUCCCCAGGGGAGUUCAGUCUAUUGGCUUACCAAUAGUUCGAUGACUGUUGUUCAGCAACUAUUGCUAAAGCAUCCAGAUGUUCGCAAGAAACUGGGGCUACCUCAUAAGGAUCCUCAGUCAGUGACUGCACAUCAGAAAGAGUUAGGUAAUCCUGAAGAAAUCAAAAUAGAUCCAUCAAAAAAGCAGCGGAAAGUAUCUGUCCAGAACCUAUCACCUCAUGAAUUGGUUAAUCUUUCAAUCAAAUUCUUAGCAGGAGGACGUAAAGAUGAAGCUAUGUCCUUUCUUCGACUUGCUCUUGCAAAGGAUCCCGAGUAUGUUCGAGCUUUGCUUGUUCUUGGUCAGUCACUUUUGCAAGAUGGUUCCUUACCAGAAGCUACUGAGUACUUGGAACGUGCUAUUGGCAAGCUUCUGCUAAAGGAGAAUCCGAUGGACAUUGAGGAUGUUGAUCUCCUGAUUCUAUCAUCUCAAUGGGCAGGUGUUGCCUGUAUACGGCAGGGUAAGAUGGGAGAGGGACUUGUACACCUGGAACGAAUAGCUAGUAUAAAAGAGCCAGAGGACCCAAAGAGCAAGGCUCAUUACUAUGACGGAUUAGUACUGCUGUCAAGUGCGUUGGUCAAUGUUGGUCGCAAGAACGAUGCAAUUAAGCAUCUGCAAUUGGCUACUGCUUAUGACGAGUCUUACAGGAAACUGCUGCAACAAUGCGAGAAUGAAGAGGAUGAUAUCACUGGUGACCUUGUCAAUAGUAGAAGAGCAGAUUACUGAGUUUUGUGAGCGCAUUCUGUGCAUUUUCCCCCUUUCUGUUUCUCAUUGGAUUGUCUUAUUGUUAUUUAAUUGUAUCAUAGUGAAUAAUUGCGGCUGUAAAACUUUGUAGGAACCAUUCUUUUUGCUAAUUCUUUUUUGAUAGGUCCAUGAUGUAAUAAUGUUUUCGUAGACGAGAGAUCUUAAAUUGAUCUAGGCGUCAACAGAAUCUGUACAAAAUGAUUUUGAUAGAGAUCAGAUUUUUUCCCCCCUUGAGAUACCAUGAGGAUUGUUGUUUUGUA